CUCUGCCCUGCGUCCCGCAGCCCCAUGGCCGGCAGCACCGAGAUGGCGUCCCUGGAAGAGAGCUUCCGCAAAUUCGCCAUCUACGGCGACACCAAGGCUACGGGGCAAGAAAUGAACGGGAAGAACUGGGCCAAGCUGUGCAAGGACUGCAAAGUCACCGACGGCAAAAGCGUCACCGGCACUGACGUGGACAUCGUCUUCUCCAAGGUGAAAGGGAAGACAGCCCGCGUCAUCAACUACGAGGAGUUCAAGAAGGCGCUGGAGGAGCUGGCCACCAAGAGAUUUAAGGACAAGAGCAAGGAGGAGGCGUACGAAGCCAUCUGCCAGCUGGUGGCGGGAAAGGAGCCGAUGAAUGUGGGCGUCACGAAAGCCAAGACGGUGGGGGCCGUGGAGAGGCAGGGGGGCACCUCCAAGUACACGGGCUCUCACAAGGAGCGCUUCGACGAGAGCGGCAAGGGCAAGGGCAAGAGCGGUCGGGAGAACAUCGUGGACACCAGCGGCUACGUCAGUGCCUACCAGAAAGCGGGGACCCACGACCUGGUUAUGAUCCCCUGCAUCUGCAGACUGAAAACCGCGGGCCUGCGUGCUUGCGACACGGCCAUGGUGCCAAACCUCGCCGCCACCCAGCGCCCUGUGCCUCCACCACGCCAGCCCCCGUCCUGCAGCCCCGCGUUCACACCCCUCUGCUCCCUGCGGAAGAGGCGGCUCAGCCCUCAGGACGGGGAGGAAAAAGCUGAGCCAGCAGCAGGCUAG
Opisthocomus hoazin is the source of this 753-nucleotide messenger RNA. The record is from RefSeq and is a predicted model, not a curated record. Lineage: Eukaryota; Metazoa; Chordata; Aves; Opisthocomiformes; Opisthocomidae.